Messenger RNA from Fundulus heteroclitus (mummichog), 2289 nucleotides. It is a transcript of the gene brd9, whose product is annotated as bromodomain containing 9. The transcript is spliced from 17 exons. NCBI's taxonomy places the organism in Eukaryota, Metazoa, Chordata, Actinopteri, Cyprinodontiformes, Fundulidae. The record is from RefSeq and is a predicted model, not a curated record. Bases 104 to 2110 code for a protein of 668 amino acids. Gene Ontology annotation, cellular component: nucleus. Gene Ontology annotation, biological process: regulation of transcription by RNA polymerase II.
UCUGCUCCUUUUUGCUAACGCAUUAGCCUUGUGUCAACCAGCUAGCAAACAGUGACAGGAAAACGGUAGUAAACCCAAAACCUUCAACCCUUUUGGCGGAGACAUGGGGAAAAAGCACAAGAAACACAAACCGGAAUGGAUUACAGUUGCUGACUUUGAAGACAAGGCUCUCGAGAAGCCCCUCAAGAUCAAGCUCAAAGUUGGAGGAAGCGAGGUGACGGAGCUCCCCGGCUCGGGGCUGGACUACGACGACAGGUCGGACCACGAGCGGGAGCGGCACAAAGAGAAGAAGAAAAAGAAGAAGAAGAAGUCCGAAAAGGAUAAGGACAAGUAUGUGGACGAGGAGGAGAGAAGGCGAAAGAAGGAGGAGAAGAGGAAGAAGAGGGAGCGCGAGCAGAACGAAUUGGAGGCUGCGGCCGCGGCUACGGCUGCUGGCACACCGCUCGAGGAACCAUUUACUCUGUCAAAGAGCAUAAGCAUUGGAUUAGAGUUACAUCAGCCAGAGGAGAAAAAGAAGAAGAAAGAAAGGUUUGAGGUAGAGCCCGAAGUGGAGGAGUUUCACCCCAGCGUGAAGGUGGAAGCGGAGCAGCCGGGGGACCGACCAGUCAGAGCGUGCCGCACACAACAAGAGAAUGAGUCCACCCCUCGCCAACAGCUGCUGGAACACUUUCUGCGGCAGCUGCAGAGGAAGGAUCCCCAUGGAUUUUUUGCAUUCCCGGUGACGGACGCGAUCGCUCCUGGUUACUCGUCAAUCAUCAAACAUCCCAUGGACUUCAGCACCAUGAAAGACAAGAUCAGGAACAACGAAUACAACACAGUGACUGAGUUCAAGGCAGACUUUAAACUGAUGUGUGACAACGCCAUGGUGUACAACCGGCCAGAGACGGUCUACUACAAGGCCGCCAAGAAGCUGCUCCAUACGGGGUUCAAGAUGAUGAGCAAGGACCGACUUUUGGCCCUGAAGCGCAGCAUGUCGUUCAUGCAGGAAAUGGAUUUCACGCAGCAGGCGGCUAUUUUAGGAGACGAGGACCUGACUGCUGACCUCCCUCCUCCAGAAACGAUCCCCCUCCCUGUAGAAUCUGCAAAAAAAUCCAGAAAACAACCAGCUAAAGACAUCAACUACCUGUUUGAGCCGGAGGGCAACGCUUGCAGCCUGACCGACAGCACAGCCGAGGAGCACGUUCUGGCUCUGGUGGAGCAUUCUGCGGAUGAAGCUCGCGAUCGGAUCAACAGAUACAUGCCGAACUCCAAGAUGGGUUAUUUACGUAAAGAGUCGGACGGCACUCUCCUGUACACCGUUGUCAACCAACUUGAUCCCGAUGCUGAAGAAGAGGAGACCCAUAAAGUGGAUCUUAGUUCUCUGUCAAAUAAGCUUCUGCCCGGCUUAACGACACUAGGGUUCAAAGACGACCGCAGACAUAAAGUGACGUUUCUCAGCAGCGCCUACAACGUCCAGAGCCUUCAGAAGAACUCCGUCUUUCCAGACCUGCAGUCCGACGAGACCGACAUGCUUUAUUCAGCCUACGGGGACGAGACGGGGGUUCAGUGUGCUCUGAGCAUACAGGACUUUGUGAAGGGCUGCGGAGGCGUCACCAAGCGUUGGGUCGAUGAACUUCUGGACAAGAUGACCGGAGGCGAUCAUUCGAAAGCCGUCAGUCAGAUUCGACAGAAAAGAAACAUAAUGGUGAAAGCUGACGAAACCAAGUCUAGCAUCUGUGACAUGCAGAUGUCGGACGCCGCUGGCCUCGGCGAGAGCGGCUCAGUGCUGGACUUCAUGUCAAUGAAGAACUAUCCUGAUAUGUCCCUGGAUAUUUCAAUGCUCAACCCAUUAGCAGCAGGUAAAACCGUGAAAAAAGAGCCAGGGAACGAAGAAGGCCACCAGCAUUACGACGACGCCGAUAAACUCCUGCAGGAGUUCCAGGAGGCUCAGGUCGAAAGGGUUUGCUCCAGACCCUCGUCCAACCUCUCCUCGCUUUCAAACUCUUCCGAAAGAGACCAACACCACUUAGGGAGCCCGUCACACCUGGGCGUCGGCGACCAUUCGGAAAUGGUUCACGAUCCCUACGAGUUCCUGCAGUCUCCAGAACCAGAGGGCUCAGCCAACAGCUGAUCAGGCCACACAGACCAGCCGUUAUGCUGUGGUGGACAGCACCAGUGUCCCGCUGAUCUAACACCGCCGAGGCAGCAGGAUUUGUUUAAAGACUGAAAAUGAAUGUACAGACUGUAUUGUAUUUGUAUGUUUUUGUAUCAAGGCAACCCUUCGAGAAUAAAAAUUCCCACCCGCAUCCA